UGCUUCCGAAAACGAGGAGUAUCAAAAGAGUGCACGGAAAGACAAGAUGGCGUCAAGUGAGUCAGGAGAUGAUUCUCUGUAUCCAAUCGCAGUUUUAAUCGACGAGUUAAGAAAUGAAGAUGUCCAGUUGCGGCUCAAUAGUAUCAAGAAGUUAUCCACCAUUGCUUUGGCUCUUGGUGUAGAGAGAACCCGCAGUGAACUUAUUCCUUUUCUUACAGACACUAUAUAUGAUGAGGAUGAAGUGUUACUGGCAUUGGCUGAGCAGCUUGGUAGCUUCACUGCAUUGGUAGGAGGAUCAGAGUUCGUUCACUCACUGCUGCCUCCAUUGGAGAGUCUAGCGACUGUAGAGGAGACGGUUGUCCGUGACAAAGCUGUUGACUCAUUACGUAAGCUGUCUGAAGAACACUCUGCGGCUGAUAUGGAGGCUCACUUCUACCCAUUAGUCAAACGGCUCUCGUCUGGUGAUUGGUUCACGUCUCGCACGUCGGCCUGUGGAUUGUUUAGUGUUUGUUACACUAAGUGUCCAAACAACAUCAAGUCAGAGUUACGCACCCAGUUCAGAAACUUGUGCACAGAUGAAACACCAAUGGUAAGACGCGCUGCUGCCAGUAAACUGGGAGAAUUCGCCAAGGCAGUAGAAUUGGAAUAUCUCAAGUCUGAUGUCAUCCCUAUGUUUGUCAACCUUGCUGCUGAUGAACAGGACUCUGUGCGCCUGUUGGCAGUGGAAGCCUGCGUCAGCAUUGCAACAUCUCUAUCACACGAGGACACAGAAUCUUUAAUCAUGGUGACGCUGAGACAGUGCGCAGAAGACAAGUCAUGGAGGGUGCGCUAUAUGGUAGCCGACAAGUUUACUGAUUUGCAGCAAGCUGUUGGACCUGAGAUCACAAAGCAAGAUUUAGUGGGAGCAUUUCAGAGCUUGUUGAAGGACUGUGAGGCGGAGGUGCGCGCAGCUAGUGCACACAAAGUCAAGUCGUUCUGUGAGAACCUGGCCCCAGACGCCAGGGAACAGAUCAUUAUGACUAAUAUUCUUCCGUGUGUGAAGGAGUUGGUGUCUGAUGCUAACCAGCACGUAAAAAGCGCAUUGGCUUCUGUCAUCAUGGGAUUAUCGCCAAUCUUGGGGAAAGACAAAACCAUUGAGCACCUGUUGCCUCUGUUCUUGGCCCAGUUGAAGGACGAGUGCCCAGAAGUACGCCUCAACAUCAUCAGCAACCUGGACUGCGUUAACAAUGUGAUUGGUAUCAAACAGCUAUCCCAGUCAUUACUACCCGCCAUUGUGGAACUUGCUGAGGAUACUAAAUGGCGUGUACGACUGGCCAUUAUUGAGUACAUGCCGCUACUGGCCGGCCAAUUGGGGGUGGAAUUCUUUGACGAGAAACUCAACAGUCUUUGUAUGACUUGGCUUGUAGAUCAUGUUUUUGCUAUAAGGGAAGCAGCUACCAACAAUCUGAAGAAACUCGUUGAGAAGUUUGGAAUUGAGUGGGCUCAGAGUACCGUUCUCCCCAAAGUCUUGGCCAUGUCAAGAGAUCAGAACUACCUCCACCGAAUGACUUGCUUGUUUUGCAUCAAUGUGAUGGCUGAGGUGGUUGGUGCUGAGGUAACCAAUAAACUCCUGAUGCCCGUAGUGGUCAGCUUGGCUGCGGACGCUGUGGCCAACGUCAGGUUCAAUGUUGCCAAGACAUUACAGAAGCUAGCCCCAAAUCUAGAAGCAGGUUGUCUACAGAGCCAAGUAAAACCUGUCCUGGACAAACUGUACGGAGAUAGCGAUGUGGAUGUCAAGUUCUUUGCACAGGAAGCAAUCACAGCGUGUUCCUAAAGUCUGUGAGCCUUGAAGAGCUAGACCACACCUUGGUUACCACCAUUGAUGAUGACAUGAAACGUACUGCAACCCUGGUGUUAAAAAGACCCGUUGCCUUGGAUCGGGCGAGUUGGUCCAAGAAAAGCAUUUGAAAUCGUUUGUUAUCAAAUGCGUAUG
Messenger RNA from Asterias rubens (European starfish), 1972 nucleotides. Its product is annotated as serine/threonine-protein phosphatase 2A 65 kDa regulatory subunit A alpha isoform-like. Gene Ontology annotation, cellular component: protein phosphatase type 2A complex; cytoplasm. Gene Ontology annotation, molecular function: protein phosphatase regulator activity; protein binding. The record is from RefSeq and is a predicted model, not a curated record. The transcript is spliced from 15 exons. Lineage: Eukaryota; Metazoa; Echinodermata; Asteroidea; Forcipulatida; Asteriidae. Bases 47 to 1813 code for a protein of 588 amino acids. Gene Ontology annotation, biological process: protein dephosphorylation.